Darwinula stevensoni is the source of this 2094-nucleotide messenger RNA. NCBI's taxonomy places the organism in Eukaryota, Metazoa, Arthropoda, Ostracoda, Podocopida, Darwinulidae. The record is from the annotation of a GenBank genome assembly.
GUCCACGCGUUGUGCGUGUCUCGUUUGCGUCAGUCCCCCGGAAGGAAGACCGCCACAAUCGUCUUUUCCUCUGAUAGAGCCCAACGGAAGGAAGACCGACGAAUGAGCCAGAAAAGGAAUCGAGAACUGCCUGAUUGCCACGAGUGUUCGCUUCUCCUGGAAAGUGCGUGAACGGAGUUUCCAGUGCGAAUAUCGUCCGCGUUGUAUCCUCCUGUUCGUGUAGUCACCGUACGGCGGUAAUUUAGCAUCUUCCCCGUGUCUUUGCGUUUCCUAAGCCAAACGCCGUAGAAAUUCGUCACCCUACCCCACCCAGAAAGAGCUGUUCCAAGCCAAUCACUACGAUCGAGGAGUCCUUUCCGUGAAAGGUGGUCGCAGGGGAUGAGGGACGCCGGAUGUCCAGCCCGGAAUCCGAUCUUUCGCGAAUGACUGCCUAGUUGACACUCCGCAACCGUGCAGACGAUGAAAGUCCGGAGCAAGGACCUCCUAUUGAUCUUCGCGCUCGUUCAUCGCGCCGUGGCGCUGACGGGGCCGCACGUCUGCACCAGGCAAGAGAUGCGUUUGAAGCCAGUGAAUGUGACGUAUGCGGUGCCCUUCCAAUUCCAAGCUGUUAGAAUGCGGAAAAUCGUGACGGUGUCCACAUACAAGGUUGCUUACAAGACCGAGGGAGGCUCGUGUGAGACGGCGUGUCCGAGGGAUCGGUGGGGGCGUGGGUGCGUGAACCGCUGCGAGUGUCGGGGUGGUCGGACUUGCGAUCCAAAGAGUGGGGGAUGCACCUGCAUGGAGGGGUGGACCGGAAGGGAUUGCGAGAAGCCUUGUCCGGGAGAUCGGUGGGGGCCUGAAUGCAGGAAUGAGUGUGAUUGUCGGAACGGCGGGAUCUGCGAUGUUAUAAACGGGCGCUGCUCGUGUCCGCCUGGAUACACGGGGCAACAGUGCCAGUCGCGUUGCCCGCCCGAUCGGUUCGGUGUGGAUUGUCACGGAGAGUGCAAAUGCGAGAACAAUGGGACGUGCUCGUUCGUGGAUGGCAGAUGCUCGUGCGAGGAUGGUUGGAUCGGUCCAGUGUGCAGUGAGCGUUUGUGUCCCUAUCACCUCUAUGGGCCCGACUGCUCGCGGUUGUGCGAUUGCGAAUCUGCCAACACGGAGGCGUGUCAUCCGUGGAGGGGAUGCGCGUGCAAGUCGGGUUGGGAGGGUCCCACGUGUUCGGUGCCUUGUCGGGGUCGGACGUAUGGGAAGGACUGUCGGGGGAAGUGCGAGUGUCGGAAUGGGGCUUCGUGCCAUCACGUGAGUGGUGCUUGCGUCUGUUCUCCCGGUGCAAAUUGCCAGGGUCAAUGCAAACAAGGCUCCGAUAACUACUGCGAUGCAUACUGCAACUGCAGGGGAAACUCCGAGUGCGACCCACGCCUGAAGAAAUGCAUCUGCAAGGUCGGAUGGCAGGGACCCAACUGCGACGAACCCUGUCCGCCUGGCUCCUACGGCCUCAACUGCGAACAGCGCUGUCCCAAAUGCGAGCAUGGCCGGUGCAACGCGACGGAUGGAAAAUGCGAGUGUCUUCCUGGUUGGAUGGGUCCGAACUGUCAGGAAGGUUGUCCCAAGGGAUAUUUUGGGGUUCAGUGCGUGGAGCAGUGUCAGUGCAGCAACGAGACUCAAACGUGUCUUCCCAGCACCGGCUGCACCUGCAAGCCAGGACGCAAAGGUGACGAUUGCGAGGUCGAGGCCCCCUCGCCGCAGCCUCGAAGGGAUUCCAGGUCUGAGACCGGCGGCUCGGGCCUCGGAGCGUUGAUAGCGGGGAUCACCGUGACUUUGCUGGCCUUCCUCGUGAUUCCUGGCCUCAUGUUCUACGUCCGAAAAGCGAUUCGUCGGCGCAAGGAGGAGUCGGCCGGAAACGUGAAAUUCCUCAACUCUCCCCUUCCCGCUGCGCGUGUUUAUGUCGACAGCAUAACCUCCGACCUCCUCCGCACGUUCUGUGGAGGCAAGCCGAAGUCUGGCUUCCACUGCAGGCACCCGUCCAUUCAUAUCUUGCCUGCCCUGGAAGUCUUCCUUUCCUUUAGGUGCCGGAUUGCGAUGCGGUUGGGGAUGCCAUCGGGGAUGCUGCUGUGA